This is a messenger RNA of Dermochelys coriacea (leatherback sea turtle), 5382 nucleotides long. RefSeq names its product zinc finger protein 271-like. Bases 151 to 2913 code for a protein of 920 amino acids. The record is from RefSeq and is a predicted model, not a curated record. NCBI's taxonomy places the organism in Eukaryota, Metazoa, Chordata, Testudines, Dermochelyidae. The transcript is spliced from 4 exons.
AUGAUAUUUUUUAUCAUUCCCAUAGAUGUGUCUAAUUCCCUUUUUUUGGAAUCCUACUCUUGUUCUCCAUAACAUCUUGUGACGCUUGCAAUGGGGUACAACUGAAUGUAAGGAGCUGAAUCGUUAUCCAGGGAAGCCAAUACACCGAAGAUGUCACCCAGGAAAUCCAAGAGGAAUGUGAGCCAGAGCCCUGAGCAGGACAAACCCUGUGAGAGCCAAUGCAGGCCAGAGGAGCCAGAGCCCAUGAAGAAGAGACCAGUGAAACUCAUCCAAGGAAUUAAGAAGCGAAAGGACUUUGUGGUGCACCAGGGAACCCAGACAGAGGAGAGCCCCAACAUCUGCAUCGAGUGUGGGAAAAGUUUUACCCAGAACUCCAGCCUCAUCAACCACCGUAGAACCCACACGGAUGAGAAGCCCUACAAAUGCCCCGACUGUGGUAAAUGCUUCGGCGUCAGCUCCAGCCUCAGCCGGCACCAGCGCAUCCACACAGGCGAGAAGCCCUAUGCCUGCCCUGACUGCGGGAAGAGCUUCAGCGACAAGUCCAACCUAACCCAGCACCAGCGUGUCCACACGGGUGAGAAGCCCUACAAGUGUAUUGACUGCGGGAAGAGCUUCAGCCGCAGCUCCCACAAGAAGAAGCACCUGCGGCACCUGAUGGGCAAGAGGCCAGGCAAGUGCUCAUCACCGCAGCAGCGUGAGGGUGCCGUGGGGAAGGCCAAGGCCAGGAGGAAGGUGGAGGUGUUGAACACGUGCACCGAGUGCUGGCAGAGCUUCAGCCAGAAUGCCGAUCUCAUCAAGCACAUGAGGAUCCACACGGGCGAGAAGCCCUUCAAAUGUACUGACUGCGGGAAGAGCUUCAGUGUCAGCUCCAACCUCUUCCGGCACCAGCGCAUCCACACCGGGGAGAAACCCUACACAUGCUCUGACUGUGGGAAAAGCUUCACUGAUAAGUCCACCCUGACCCAGCACCAGCGCAUCCACACGGGCGAGAAGCCCUACAUCUGCACCUUCUGUGGGAAGGGCUUCAGCCACAGCUCCCACCACAAGAGACACGAGAAAAUCCACAAGGGCGAGAACCCGCUACUGACCUUCCCCACCCAGACACCACCUGAAAUGUCACCCAAAAAGUCCAAGGGGAAUGUGGCCAAGACCCUGGAGAAGAAGAAGCCCAAGAACAAGCGUAAGUUGGAGAAGCCAAAGCGCAGCCCCCCAGAGGAAGAGACCCUGGUCUACCAGCCACUGCCCAAGGGUGACAGGCCCAACCUGUGCUCCGAGUGCGGGAAGAGCUUCCUGCACAGCUCGGAUCUGGUGAACCACCAGCGCAUCCACACGGGUGACAAGCCUUUCAUCUGCACUGACUGCGGCAAGAGCUUUCGGCAGAGCUCCACACUCAUCACCCACCAGCGCAUCCACACCGGUGAGACCCCCUACGAGUGCAGCUACUGCGGGAAGAGCUUCCGCGUCAGCUCCAACUUCGUGCGGCACCAGCGCAUCCACACAGGCGAGAAGCCCUACAAGUGCCCCAUCUGCGGGAAGAGCUUCACAGACAAGUCAACUCUGACCCAGCACCAGCGAACCCACACCGGCGAGAAGCCGUACAAAUGCGCUGACUGUGGGAAGAGCUUCAGCCGCAGCUCACACCGCAAGCGGCACCUGCGGAACCCGCCCGCCAAAGGUCGGGGCAAGUGCUCCCACCGGAGCGGGGAAGCCGCUGUGGCCAAGGCCAAGGAGAUCAAGGUCAAGAAGCGGACUCAGACCAUCGAGAUUCCCAACACGUGCGCUGAGUGCUGGCAGAGCUUCAGCCAGAACUCGGACCUGGUCAAACACAUGCGGAUCCACACAGGAGAGAAACCCUUCAAAUGCACCCACUGUGGGAAGCGCUUCAGCGUCAGCUCCAACCUGACCCGGCACCAGCGCAUCCAUACCGGGGAGAAACCCUACAAAUGCCCCGACUGUGGGAAGAGCUUCACUGACAAAUCCACUCUGACCCAGCACCAGCGCAUCCAUACGGGCGAGAAGCCCUACAUCUGCAUCUACUGCGGGAAGAGCUUCAGCCGCAGCUCCCACCACAAGAGACACGAGAGAACCCACUCCGGGGAGAGGCCCAACAUGUGCAUUGAGUGUGGGAAAAGCUUCACCCAGAGCUCAGACCUUAUGAACCAUCAGAGAACCCACACAGGGGAGAAACCCUAUAAAUGCAUCGACUGCGGGAAGAGCUUCAGCGUCAGCUCAAACCUGAGUCGACACCAGAGAACCCACACAGGGGUGAAGCCCUAUCCCUGCACUGAUUGCGGGAAAAGCUUCACAGACAAGUCCACGCUGACCCAGCACCAACGCGUCCACACGGGUGAGAAGCCUUUUAAAUGCAUCGACUGUGGGAAGAGCUUCAGCCGCAGCUCCCACCACAAGAGGCAUCUAAGGAGCCCUCCAGGGAAGAGGCAGGACAAAUGCAUACACUGGGAAAGUGCCACUAUUGGGAAGGUGAAAGAAACUAAAGUGUCUAAGAAGAAAACCCCGACCAUCGAGAUCCCCAACACGUGCGCCGAGUGCUGGCAAAGCUUCAGCCAGAACUCGGACCUGGUCAAACAUAUGAGGAUCCACACAGGAGAGAAACCCUACGAGUGUCCUGACUGCGGAAAAAGAUUCAAUGUCAGCUCAAACCUUAUCAGACACCAGAGGAUUCACACAGGAGAGAAACCCUACACGUGCUCUGACUGCGGGAAAAGCUUCACUGACAAAUCCACUCUGACCCAGCACCACCGGAUCCACACAGGAGAGAAACCCUACAUAUGCACUUACUGCGGGAAAAGCUUCGGCCGCAGCUCCCACCACAAGAGACAUGAGCGAACCCACACUGGGGAGAAUCCUGUGUCCUUUCUGCCCUUGUGGCCCUACCCCACCCAGACAUACUGAAAUGAUCCCAUAGGUUCUGGGCAGUGGGAGCUGAGGGCCCAGGAACCAAGUGGGAGAUUUUCCCAAGCCCCAGCGUGAUUCAGUAGCACAAUCCCCAUCAGCUUCCAGUAAGAGAUAGGGUCCCCUGUGCUUGCGUCACUUCUGGGCAUGAGACCUAGGUACCUAAAUCAAUUAGGUGUUGCAAUGCUGCGUAGAGUUACGUCUUGAUAACUGUAAGAAUUUGGGCCUGAAAUCCCACCCAGAACGAAGGGAGAUCCAUCAGUGAUUUUCAUUAGAGAAUUAAGGAGUAAGCUACCCAAAUUCCAUUAGUAGUAUUUGUAUCGUGGUAGCGCCUAGCAGCCCCAGUCAUGGACAAGGAACCGCAGUGCUAGGUGCAGUACAAACACAGAACAGAGAGAUGGUCCCUGCCCCACAGAAUCAACAGGAUCUGGGUGCCUAACUCACUUAGACACCAUGAACAUUCAGAAUUUCAUAGAGUUUAGGGCUGGAGAAGACCAUUAGAUCGUCUGUCCUGACCUCCUGUACACCACAGGCCAUGAAUCUCACUCAAAUACCACUAUAUCAAGCCUAAUUACUUUAGUUAAACUAAAACCUUUCAGCGCUUAAGAGACUGAAUUGUUGUGAGCCAGAGUAGAGAACAGGAGAGACCAAGGCGCCCCUACCAUGGCUGGGAAUUGAUUAGGUGAGAGAUGCUGGUAUGAUCCCAGCAUCUCUGCACCAGGGGAAAAUUCUUACCCAACCCCAAAUCUGGUGAUCAGUCUGACCCUGGGCAAGUGGGCAAAACCUACCAGCCAGGCAUAUAGAAAGAGGAUUCUCUGAACCACUUCAGAGCACUGGCUUACCUCACCUGGGUCUUGUUGCCAAUCUCUGAUGCUUCAGGGAAAGGUGAAAAAGGAACCCAGAUACAUCUGGCCAAUGGUGCAUUGGAAAAAAAUUCCUGUCCCCUGCAGGGGAGCAUCUGAAGAAUGAGAUUUGGUUAUUGUCAUUACAUGGUACAGCCAGUGUGCAGGGCGGGGGUGAGAUAAAGAGCCUGUUCUUUGGGGCACCUCUUUCAGCAGGGAGCUACUUCUUAGAAGAAUUUAUUUGGUUUUACAUGAUCAUUGGCCAGUAUGGAUGAGUUGAGAGGACAGUGGAGGCCUGUUCCCAGCCGGGCUGGUGUGUACAAUGUGAUUGGAUACCCCAGAACUGGCACUCGCUGGUCCUUUUGCACAGUGUCAGCAGGGAAGGUAAGCACUCAGGAAGUCCAGAGGAUCUGAACUUCCCUGAGACCCCAGGAAGCCCUGUAGACUUCAGCUGGAGCUAUGAAAUCAGGGCUCAGUCUGGGUUUAGCCUGCACUUCCGCUACCUGUGGUGAGGAUAUGAAGGGGCCGUUGAGCCUGGCUCCUCUCCCCACCACUGAUCCCCAUCUCUUGCGCUGUUGGUCAGAUCGGACAGUGAUCCAGCGGAUCCCCCUGUGUUGAUGCAUUCAGAAAGGGGGGUUUCCUCUCUCUCCUUUUCUGUGUAAAUAGCCUUUCCCCCCAGUUAACUUUGCUGGUUCUCUGCGCUGGCACCUUCAACCAGUCUGUGACACAUCACUCUGAGCUCCAGUUUGUCUUGUCGUUGGAGCUGAGCUGAUAAGAUGCUGGAGCCAGGGGAGUGGGGAUUCCCCCGUUUUCCAGCUGGGAGCAAACUGCCUUGAGGCAGGUUAUAUUCCCCUCAGUCCACCCCACCCACCAGCCUUCGUUACCCUGCUCCCCAUAUCAUACCCAACCCAUUAAUUGACAUCUCUGCCCCAGAAUGGGGAGCUGGGUGCUGCCGUGGUUCUGCUCCCCUGGCUCCAACUCCCUGGGCCUCAGUCUCCAGAGUUUGUUCGUCUCCUUCCCUUGGAAUUUGGAUCAGUUGAGGGGACUCACAGCUGCACCAGCAGAGUCCCGGAGCCCAGGGUGUGUGUGGGAGGUUGCUCAGAGCUGGAGCGGCUGCUCCCAGGGAGGCUGGGUGCAUGGGCACUCCCAGUUGUGGCAGAGCCCCUCUCUUUUGCAUGUGUAGUUGCAAAACAUGUUAAAUUCAUUAUGCUUUAUAGAGAACAAUUCUAUUUAAAAAGCCUCAGGCGCCUUGGAAAAUCCCAGCUUGAGAUUCUGGACCAUUAUGAGAACAAUGAACAGUAAUUGCCCAAGGACAAGGUGCUAUGUAAAAUAUCCUGUUGGUAUUAUUUCAGCACUAGCUUGUAGGGAGAGCCGGAUGAUAGCAGAGAGCAACCAGGGCACAGGGAUAGCGUUACAUGUUCAGAACCCUGACUUCUCUGCUCACCUGCUCAGCCUGAACGCUGCCUUCAUCUGGGUAUUUUUUAUUUUGCAUAGAUGUCACUGUUGCUAUUCUAGUGACUGCUGAUGCUCUGAUUUUUCCUGCUCUGCUGGUGGUCGGUUUGUAUCUGUUGCAGGUGCUAACAUUUGCCUUUUUAAAGUAUCACCAUUAAAUGGGAAACUGACUGUC